Messenger RNA from Mycena citricolor, 1387 nucleotides. The record is from the annotation of a GenBank genome assembly. NCBI's taxonomy places the organism in Eukaryota, Fungi, Basidiomycota, Agaricomycetes, Agaricales, Mycenaceae.
AAGGCGGUCCCUCGAGUCAGAAGAAUCUGCCACCUGGGCAGUCUCGGUCUAGAUCAUAUCAUGCGCAGUAGAUGUGCACUUCUGACAAGAGCUACAAACGCCGUUUACGACACUUGGAGCCCUCGCUGAGCCUUUCAACCGAAAUCUGUCCGUUGAAACACUGCAGAUCCUUGUCAGAGAGCGAUCAAACCCAGGUGGCAGCCCUAAUGACGCGAACGAGCGAUCGUAAAUGCAGCGACAGCCAAUCGCACCCAGAUGGUGCUCCGAGCAGUGGCAACAGAUCUCCCCAGCGCACUGGCGACGGCUCGCUGCUCAAACGCACAUGCCCCACGGAUGGGGUGUAGGCAUCAUCAGGCAGCUUGCCCACCGAGAACUACGGUGAUUGGUACCCGCGCGCUGUCCCACUGCUGGUUGAAGGAAUGAUACGGCGGCGUGAGUCAGCAGCGGGUCCGGCCCACGAGACGCCAUUCGCAGGAUGUCGUCGCGCGGCAUGGCACGGCACACGCCGAGGCAGUGCUUUGGCUGGCCCAAUAAUAGCAGCCCGGACGCGUACAUAAGGCCGCUGGUAUUACAACGCCCAGGGUUUUCUCCAACCCGUUAUUCAGACUAUGACCUCAGACUCCGCCGCAGCAAACUACUGGCCCCUCGAAGGGGCGCCGAUCCGCCGCAUGCCCAUGGCCUGCGUGAACUGCCGGAGGAGAAAAAUCAAGUGUGUGACCAGCACGAAACAGCCAAGCGCACCCUGCGAGCGGUGCACGAAGAGGAAACUGGACUGCGAGUUCGUGCCGGUGUCAGAAUCCGCUGAACAAGUGGCGCCGCACAGGAGAUCGACAUUGGGCGGCGGGAAACCUCCCCGACGACCCGACGCGGAGUCCGAGAUAUACCUGCACGCGCCAUAUCCAAUACCCGCAGCGGGGCCGGAAACAGCCCAAUGGAACGAGGCGCCGUGGGAUUAUGGAUGCAACGGGCGGGUGGCUUACGACGGGCAGGGGAAUGGGGAUGGACAUGGCUAUGACUGCGGGCUGCAAUACGGAGCUCGAGACCCAAGCCCGUCGAAACCGUUUCAGGCGCCAUAUCAGUAUAAUCAACCGGGGCAAUAUCGCGCGACUGGAGCGGAAUCGCAGAGCCAUUUUUUCGAACCCCAAAACAAAAGCUACUAUUACCCAUAGGGGGUGUCGAGUACUGUAUCAGUCCAGCCGUUUCAAUCGUUCAAUCUGCAGACAUGAGACUCGUAGGGAGAACAGGCCGACACUCACCCUAUGCCAGUUCAAAUCGUGAGAUUGCCAGGACUGAGGCAUAUCGAGUUGGAGGGAGAUCUCCUCGCGCAUCAGCUUUUUGAUGGCGAGUUUCGAGUCCUUGAUAUGCUCAUCCUCGUCUUCGUCAUUGU